AUGGAGGACUCUAGUCCAGUUGAAAAGAAUCCAAAUGACAAGGAUGACGAAAGCUUUUAUAAAGAGGGGGAUGUCGUGCUUGCUGUAAGCCGAGAACCACGGCAGCAUGCUUCACGGGAGGAGCUUGAUGCUCCCGCACCUUGUGCAUCUCCCGGAACCAAACGGACAUUUACUAUUCUGGCUCAUCCAGGCAUGCCCGCGGCAACCAUGAUAACCGGAAGAGCGCCAGUGGAGAAAGCAAGUGUUCUCUCAGGACUUAGUUUUAAAAUGCCCGACCUUGCGACCGUGCCGGUAUCCGGCUUGGCCAUCCAGGGCACGACUGCAAGCCCUGCAACCUUCGAACCAACGAAGCCACCGGAAGGCAAGCCAGAAAUCGUGCCGACCGCUACUACAGUUAGCCAUGGAAUUUUCGACGAUGCGGAUGACGAAGAGGAUGCCUCAAUGCCGCUUUCGACCCUCAAGCCUAACAAAUCGAAUUCGUUUUUGGAAUUGCAAACGCAGAAUUUUCCUAUGAAGAACACUGCACCUAUGGACGUCGACGAGAAGGUGCGGGAGGCUCCACGCUCCGAUCUAAUGAGCAUUGUUUUGGGAAAAAGCCCAGCAAGGAAACGGGUAGCUGAUUCUUCUCCUGGUCCGAUAUCACUUCCGAUACCCGAAUUACCACCGAAGUCGUUUGAGGCUGAUGUAGUCGAGCAACCGACAAAGCGCCGCCGAAAGAGUGCCACCCAGAAGAAGCUGUUGGUAGCCAAAAAGGAGCGAGACGCAGCCCAAAAACUGCUUUGCGACAAGUUCGAUCUUCGCGAUUUUCUACCUGAGGAGGUCUGCAAAUUUUUAGGGUGUAACUUUUGGAUAUUUACGGUCGAUCAGCUUCGGUGUGUGCUAAAAUCGAGUCAUGACGACGAAUAUCUUGCCCGGCAAGCCAAGGAGAUUCGAAAAGAGAUCGUGGAAUUACUCAAGAAAAAAGACGGCAUUUCGUCUACCGGCAAAGGACAGAACGCAACGGGACCGAUGGAUCAUGGAGAGAAUAGUACAAAAACAGCAAGUACUCUUCCGACUACUCAGAUUACGAACAGACAGCAAAAUCACGAUGGAGGCAACGGAACCAUGGAAAAGGAUAAAGCCGAACAAAACAAAUUUGAAAAUGCCGGAUCAGUCCAAGCUCCCGAUGAAACAGUCUCGCUCGCUGGUCCAAAUGUUGAAGCCGAAUCGACUUUGCGAGGAUGGCUAACAAUGUUGCCGGCUGGCAAUGAGAGCAGUGCGACCCAAGUGGCGAAACGAUUUCCUUUAGAUGGGGCGAUUUCAUGCCUCAUUCCUCUGAAUAUUCGCAAUUUUUUUGCAUCGGCUGGAAUAAAAACUCUUUUUGAGUUUCUUUCAAUAAAAAAGACAGAGACCGGAUCAAUUUGCGAUAUUGAGCAAAUGUGGAGAGACCAGUGCAAUCUGAAGAAAAUGCCCGCGGUAGCGCUCGCCAAGCAUCUACUCGGAAUUGGGUCUCGUCUUGAGGCCGCAAUCUCUACUGUCCCUGCGGUUGGAAAAACUGACCAAAAAUGGAUGAAUGACCCAAUAAUUGUGUUAACGGGUGCUGCCCAUGAGUUUCUUGUUGACCGUAUGGGAAUUAAGAGUGGUACCAAUUUCCUGAAUAUGCGAACCAAGGACUUGUCCGUACAACUGGUUUUUUGGCGCAAUAGCAAGGGUUUACCUCCAUUAAAAGGUUCAGGGAAGGUCGCAAUGAUUUCGGGGUGGAAAGCAUCCGUCAAAGAAUCCAUUGAAGUUGAGCAGCUUCCCGGAAAGGUGUUACCCUUUAUUGAUCUAACGGAUCUGCCCCCUGCUGAUCUUCCAGAAGCAAGCUCAGAGCUAAGAUCGGAGGAACCGCGUGGAUAUUCCGGGGCAAAACACAACGUCUCAAAAUCGUCUGUUGUUGUAAUGAAAGAAAAGCUACCUGUUCUGAACAAGCAAGGAAAGUAUGCAUUGCACUCGCCGCUACUUUUAGAAGAAGUCCUUGGGAAAACUCUAACUUCAUUUCUGAAAUCUGCUGGGAUUGACACGGCGGCAAAGUUGUUCGGAGCAAAGCGAACUCCAGAGUCAUUGCUUGGUCGUGCGAUUCGAAAAUCACAAAUUGCGGUUGACGCAGACAAAGCUGUGACUGAAUGGUUGGAUAAAAUACGUGCGGAGCUGAAGCAAUUUGAGCCGUUGCCCUCUCCGCGCCAAGUACGUGCCAAAAGGGCAGUAGAAAAAACAGCAAAAUCUGUGACAGACCCGUUCGAUGCAUUAAGCGCACUUACCAAACGAUUUCUCACGUCGAUGGACAUAUCAAAUGCCGAGCAGUUUCUCUCUGCAAGGACAACCCAUAUCGCGAAUGAAUUUGUCCAGUUCAGAACAAAAGAGGGGAUGCCUGACCUGAAGGGAUUGGGCGCGAUUGCUUCAGUGAGCGGUUGGAAGGCUCAAUGCAGAAAAGUUGCUCGAGAAAUGGGUCUUGAUGCGAUAGGGAAUAUAGAGCCUGACGCAAAAUCCCAAGUCACUCCAACGCUGGCGGCACCCAAUGUUGCGUCCUCAAAGCCGAACGACUACAUCGAUGCUUCUAUGAAACGCUUGCCGGAAACAAAGAAUCUUCCUUUUCAUCCUGAUGUCAUUUUCGGUGCUCCUAGGCAACCAUUUUCAGUUCAGGCAACCCAAGCAAUGGGAAAUGUGCGUUUUCUCUUCCAUUUGUCGGUUCGGACUGAAGCGAGUAGCUCUCAGUUAGGUCUCUUUCUAUGCUAUGAUGGUGCAUCCAGUGGAGAAGUUGACGUCACAGAGAACUGCGCUGCUAUUGUGGACAAUAUCGCUGGGUCUCAGUCCUCUGCGAUCGUACUGCCCGUACUCCGUGAUGGCUCUUCGAAAGUCGCAUCAACUACAGAAAUAGUGGAUCAUCGUUUCACGUUUAGAACUGCAAAGGAAGGUUGUGGCUUGAUCCGGCUGAGAAAACACGGCGUUCGGCCAUUUCAAGACCAGGAUCUCAGCUUGUUAAAGGAAGAGAUAAGAUCUUUCCUAUUUUCGGGCAACACUGACCGACCAUGCGAAGCCCCAAAAUAUGAUCCAUACAAUAUUCUGCUAGAACGUGACAGCUUGGGCAAGUACGAUUACCUAUUCUGUACAGACAUCUUUUUUGAAAAAGGACAGAUGUCGCGAGUACAAUUCAUAUCUGUGUCAGAUUUUAUCCGUUCGCGUCGCCACGAAGAGUCCUCGCAACCGUCUCGUCCACUCAUUGACGCCGCGCUAUAUCUGAUAUCAAAUAAAGAUCUUGAAAAUGCAAUCAUUUUUGUCGAAGAAGUAUUAGCUGAGACGACUGAUUUCAACGAGGCCGUUGACAUGAUGUUGGCGUCGGAAUCGAAUACGGAGAGAUUGACACAUUUUGUCGCGGCUGCGAGGCUGAGGCAGAGAGCGGACUGGGUGUUUCGACGGAUCGUGGAUGCAAUGAGUUCUAACUACCGCGAACGCAAAAUGGCGACAACUCGGUACAAACUAUACUUUGGUCGCCGCGCGCUUUUGAAUCACAGCAAGAUCAAGAAUUUGAAGCCCGAGAUCUUGGAACAGUUAAGGACGACGAUUGCAACCGAAAUGCGUAAUGACUUUUUCUCGGGCAUUGGUCUAGAGGGCGUUUAUCGCCAACUUCGACUUUCCUAUUGGUGCCCGUUGGCACAAUCCGCAUUGGAUUGCCUGCUUGAUACGAUCAUAGGACAUUUCGCCAUGACAGAUGGAGCCAACAUUUUGUUCAAUGUUGAAGAAAAGCUUCAAUUAUCCUUUGCGAAACUUUUACAGGAAGAUCCGUGUGUAAUCCACUGUCUCAUCAAUCAACAUGGUUCCAGCAAACAGGAGCUUGAUGGAAGGAUAGUGUGUGUUGACCAAGAAAGCGAGGAAGCAAGGAAUACGACGCUGCGUACACAAGUUGACGUUGAAAACGGUACUUCCAAAAUAUGUACACAUUGGUACCUAAACCUACUAUGGCAAGUGGCGAUUGUCGUUAUCUCCACCUUUGGCAACUUGUAUGAAGACAUUGAGUUUCGUAAAGACCGUAUUAUGAAAGCUCUAAAGGGAGUGUUGGAACAACGGACUGAUAUAAAUGAAUCUUUCGGUCCUACUCUCGACAUGUUGAAAUUUGAUGUUUUAGUGCCUCUCCCCCUCAGUGAUUGGAAGUGCUUUACGCCUAUUCCACUCUCUCGCCAAUUCUUUCUUGGUCUGGUCUGGCCGUUACUUCGCAAAUUAGGGUGGCGUUUGGAUGUUGGCCAAACCCCAGAUCACGUAUCAUUUCUCGCCCCGUUUCGAAAUGGUCACAAUGCAAAGAAAUUGAAACAUGCGAAGCACCGUAUGAUCCAGAAGCGAGCUCGUCUUGAAAAAGAAACCAACCACAACGUUGGUCUAGGAAUUUUGUCAAAGUCGACGAAAAGGAUCUGCAUAUCAACUUCAAUUCGGGAAGAGUUCGCUGAAAUAGGCUCCCUUCGAAAAGUAUCGACAAGCAAGGCUUUGGAUUUAUUUGUCGAACACGUGCAAGACAGGUCCAAUGAAGGGAACAUCUUCUACAACAAACAAAUAGAAGACGUCGUCAAUAGUAUUCGCGUUAGUUUUGACGAGCUCGCUCCUUCUCUGGACUCUGUCAGAAAAACUUUGGAUGGUCUGAAGCCUUCUGAGUCGUUGGGGAGUGAGUACCUGUUCCAGUUUCUAUUCAUCUUGCCCAGCAUCCUUCGCCAAUCUAAGAUUCCCAUGCAUCAAUUAGAUGAUGCUAUCGAAAUUGUGAAAGAGCUCAUUGCAUUUUUAACAAACAUCUAUGACGUUGUUCUCGACGAAGAAUUUCAACCGCCCAAAGAAGUAUACGCACAAGACGAGGACAGCUCUGUAUCCACGUUAGCUGCACGGCUGUCAAGCAAGACAGAAGAGGGAGCGGAACGGAAAGGCCCCAUAAAGUCGUUGACUGAGACUGUUUUGGAAGAGGACAAACCAGAUCUUACCGACUUUAUGGUCGUUGUUCUACAGCAAACUAUUCCAAUCCGUGCGACAGAAGAAGACAUGGCAAGGAAAAAUCGUCGUGUUCAAGUUGGUUUUCCAGGUCUCGGUUGUCGGCACUGCACCGGAAGCGGGGCAGGACGAUAUUUUUUUAGUUCAAUUGAUAGCGUAGCCACUGCCGGCACCGUAAUUGAGAAGCACGUGAUGAAGUGUGGUGCUAUCGACGCUGGGAUCAAAGCCAUUGUGGCUGAAGCCAAAACUAGACAUACGGCCCAGCGGAAAAACCAUCCACAAGGACUGCAGCAAAAGUUUUUCAACCGGUUAUGGGACCGUUUGCGUAAUUCCAAGAUUGGAGGUGAAAGCAGUGGGGUGUAUUUCUUUGAGAAAAAAGAUAGUGCGGACGACGCCGAGCAUGGUGAGAUCCUUUCGUUUAGCGAUCACGUUGCAGUGCUUGAUUAUUUACACCAAUCCCCACGGUGGAGAGAACAUGGUGGUGACUUGCUCUCUGCGAUCCACCAGUACUACAACAGUCUCCAAUACGGUAGCAGGGUAUACGGCACGUCAGCUAUGCCCCCAAAUUUCAGUUCUGAAUGGUUGCUGAGCAAGAUUUUGCCAAGGAAAAGAGUUUUCAACAAGGCUGCUAUGCCCGGCUAACAGACCAAGGCAUGUCACAAGCAGAAUAGAAGAACCAAAGAAAUAAAAAAUGAGAACGAUAAUGAACUCUUACAUUAAC
Molecule: messenger RNA, 5704 nt
Organism: Phaeodactylum tricornutum CCAP 1055/1
Lineage: Eukaryota; Bacillariophyta; Bacillariophyceae; Surirellales; Neidiaceae
Exons: 2
Coding region: 1-5625 (1874 amino acids)
Source: RefSeq, a predicted model, not a curated record